Pristis pectinata (smalltooth sawfish) is the source of this 2697-nucleotide messenger RNA. RefSeq names its product 1-acyl-sn-glycerol-3-phosphate acyltransferase gamma-like. Bases 355 to 1485 code for a protein of 376 amino acids. Gene Ontology annotation, cellular component: endomembrane system; endoplasmic reticulum. The record is from RefSeq and is a predicted model, not a curated record. NCBI's taxonomy places the organism in Eukaryota, Metazoa, Chordata, Chondrichthyes, Rhinopristiformes, Pristidae. The transcript is spliced from 11 exons. Gene Ontology annotation, molecular function: 1-acylglycerol-3-phosphate O-acyltransferase activity.
CCGGAGCCGACGGGCCGGGUUCCGGCUUCCGCCCGAGCCUCUGUCGCGGCGGACCGGAUGUGUGUCCCGGGCGGAGGGCGGCGGUGCGCGGCGCUGACGGAGUCCGGACGGUGAAGCUUCCACACCCUUCCUGUAAUGGGGCGACCAGAACUGAACAUACAACUCCAAAUGCGGCCUAAGCAAGGAUUUGUACAGGACUGUGGCACGUUAGUUGAAGGGCAUGAUUCUUGCUGCAAAACAACAAACUUCACGUCAUACAAGUCAAUGAAAACAAAUCUGAUUCUAAAUGAUGCCAUUCCUGACUAUUGGUCGGUUAUUCUGAGUGAGGGGCCUUGUAAACGUUUCUGAUCAACCAUGAGUGUGAUCGCCUACCUGAAAACUCAUUUCAUCGUCCACCUCUUGCUCGGGUUUGUGUUUGUCGUCAGUGGUUUCUGCAUCAACUUCAUCCAGCUCUGCACACUCCCCAUCUGGCUAUUCAGCAAGCAACUCUAUAGGCAUCUCAACUGCUUUCUUGCCUACUCUCUAUGGAGCCAACUGGUCCUGCUGCUAGAAUGGUGGUCCGGUACGGAGUGCACGCUUUUCACUGACCAGGCCACUGUGGACCAAUUUGGCAAGGAGCAUGUCAUUGUCAUCUUAAAUCACAAUUAUGAGAUUGACUUCCUAUGUGGUUGGACCAUGUGUGAGAGAUACGGCGUUUUGGGGAGUUCCAAAGUCCUGGCCAAGCAGGAGCUGCUUUAUGUCCCUCUAAUUGGAUGGACGUGGUAUUUCCUGGAGAUUGUUUUCUGUAAGCGCCGUUGGGACGAGGACAGAGACACCGUCACGAGUGGGCUUCAGGCACUGCGGGACUACCCACAGUACAUGUGGUUCCUCUUGUACUGUGAAGGCACCCGGUUUACUGAGAAGAAGCACCGGAUCAGCAUGGAGGUGGCUGAGUCAAAGGGCUUGCCGAAGUUGAAACAUCAUCUGCUACCGAGGACCAAAGGGUUCACCACCACAGUGGAGUACCUCAGGGGGACCGUUACUGCUGUGUACGAUGUGACGUUAAACUUCCGAGACAGGGAGAACCCAACGCUACUUGGAAUUCUGCAUGGCAAGCAGUACCAUGCAGACAUGUGCGUCAGGAGGUUUCCUCUGGAGGAUAUUCCUGAAGAUGAGAAGGAGUGUGCUGCAUGGCUGCACAAACUGUACCAGGAAAAGGACGCUCUCCAGGAGCAGUACGCCAAGGAAGGCACGUUCCCCGGGCAACGGAUUCAGCCUCGCCGCCGGCCGUGGCCCUUCGUCAACUGGCUCUUCUGGGUGAUCGUCCUGCUGACGCCGCUCUUCAGCUUCAUGAUCGGAGUGUUUGCCAGCGGCUCCCCAGUCUUAAUCUGCUCGUUCCUGCUGUCCGUCGGAGCAGCUUCGUUCUGUGUGCGCCGGCUGAUCGGAGUGACCGAGAUUGGAAAAGGGUCGAGCUACGGAAACCAGGAGUUCAAGAAGAGGAUGUAGACAUAUUAACAAAGACCUGCAAGCUGCUUACCGAAAUAACUCUGUGACUCUAGGAACGUCCUGCUCUCCUCAACUGACAGUAACUAACUAGCAACUGGAGCCAAGAAUGGGCCAUUCCACAGUCUGCUGGGAGAGAGCGACCAUCCUGAACCACACAGUCCACCCUAACCCCACCCGUCCCCAGACCCCAUCAAUGCCAGGCUCGCCCCACCUUCCCUGUCCAGUAUGGAUCCCCUUCUCCCACCUCCCCCAGCGUCAGUCAACCCUGCACCCCUACCACCACCCAAGGGUGCUGUGUGAGAUAUUGGCAGCCUUUGACUGGUUACUCAAAGGCUGUGCUGAAUGCUGCUAACCACAGGCUGGUCGAUCCCUGCGAGUGAGUGCAGAAGGGAACUCCCUCCCUCCCUCCUUCACUCCCUCCCUCCCUCCUUCCCUCCCUCCCUCCUUCCCUCCCUCCCUCCUUCCCUCCCUCCCUCCUUCCUUCCCUCCUUCCCUCCCUCCUUCCCUCCCUCCCUCCCUCCCUCCUUCCUUCCCUCCUUCCCUCCCUCCCUCCCUCCCUCCUUCCCUCCCUCCCUCCCUCCCUCCUUCCCUCCCUCCCUCCCUCCUUCCCUCCCUCCCUCCUUCACUCCCUCCCUCCCUCCUUCCCUCCCUCCUUCCCUCCCUCCUCUUUUCGUCUUUUUUCUCACCUUCCCUUUCUCCUCCUCCCUCACCCUCUCCCCUUUUCUCUCUCCAAACCUUCCAACCUCUCUCCUUUUCCCCUUUCUUUGUCUCUCCCUCUCAUAUAUGCACUCUCUAUCCCCCCCUCUCUCUAUCCCCCUCUCUCUAUCCCCCUCUCUCUAUCCCCCUCUCUCUAUCCCUCUCUCUCUCUAUCCCUCUCUCUCUCUAUCCCUCUCUCUCUCUAUCCCUCUCUCUCUCUAUCCCUCUCUCUCUCUAUCCCUCUCUCUCUAUCCCUCUCUCUCUAUCCCUCUCUCUCUAUCCCUCUCUCUCUAUCCCUCUCUCUCUGUCCCCCCUCUCUCUAUCCCCCCUCUCUCUAUCCCCCCUCUCUCUAUCCCCCCUCUCUAUCCCCCCUCUCUAUCCCCCCUCUCUCUAUCCCCCCCUCUCUCUAUCCCCCCCUCUCUCUAUCCCCCCCUCUCUCUAUCCCCCCCUCUCUCUAUCCCCCCCUCUCUCUAUCCCCCCCUCUCUCUAUCCCCCUCCCCCUCUCUAUCCCCUCUC